Molecule: messenger RNA, 390 nt
Organism: Piliocolobus tephrosceles (Ugandan red Colobus)
Lineage: Eukaryota; Metazoa; Chordata; Mammalia; Primates; Cercopithecidae
Gene: VMAC
Product: vimentin type intermediate filament associated coiled-coil protein
Exons: 1
Source: RefSeq, a predicted model, not a curated record
GGUCCGGAGCAGGGAGGAACAGGCGCUGUGGUCCUCAGUUCCAUAAUCACCUCCUCUUGCCUUCUUGCCAGUGAGAUUGCCACACUCCAGGAGCAGCUGAUGACCUCAGAGGCCACUGUCCACAGCCUGCAGGCCGCCGUGCACCAGAGGGACAAACUCAUUAGGCAGUUGCAGCCCCGGGCUGAGUUACUGCAGGACAUCUGCCGCCGCCGACCACCCCUGGCCGGGCUGCUGGCUGCCCUGGCUGAGGCUGAGCGCCUAGGGCCCGUGCCGGCCAGUGACCCCGGCCACCCAUCCCCCGGUGGGCCUGGUCCACCCCUUGCCAAUAGCACUGGGGAAGAGGCGGACAGGGACCACCUCCAGCCUGCGGUGUUUGGGACCACAGUGUGA